GUCUCAACACCCCCAGGCAAUCCAGGAGAUGGUAUAUAAGGGCUUCUGGCUCAGAAGUCCUCAGAUCACAGGUCCCCACCUCUCCUCUUUGUUGAUCCACGUUCAUCUCCCUGCCCAAAGGAUGUCCUCCAGCCAGCAGCUCAGCUCCCGCUGCUCCCCACCCUGCAAGAUGGCCUGCCUGCAGCCCAUCACCAACGCCUGGAACCAGCCCUGUGUCACCUCCUGCGGGGACUCGCGUGCCGUGGUCUACCCACCACCCGUGGUCAUCACCUUCCCAGGCCCCAUCCUCAGCUCCUGCCCUCAGGAGAGCUUUGUGGGCACCUCAGCCCCACUGGGGCUGGGCCGCCCCAGGGGCCUGCAGGGCUCCCUUAUCUAUGGGGGCUCCUUGUCCUCCUCCAGCCAGCUCUGGAGCCAGCGCUAUGGGGGCUGUGGGCCAUGCUAAGCAUGGCAGAAGGUGUGGAUGCCAAGAGAAACAGCGAGGGAACUGAUGGCAAGACACGGAUGUGCAACUGAGCUUAGGAGCACAGCUCUCUGAAGCAGUGGGAACCUAUGGGUGCUGCUCAGCACCCAUGGGAACUGCUCUUCUGCUUGUCCUUCUUAUGUUCUUUUUUUUUUUUUAUGUCAGUUUUCUCAAAAUGUGUCUUUUCCAUUCUUAGAAACCAAAUUACUGAUUAUGCAAAAAUUGUUUCUCACUGUUAGAGCACUAAAGCAGUAGUGUCACUCAAAACUGGUCCAUUUAUGGUUUUGUUUGUUUGGGACCAUGAAUUUUUUUCUUUGGUAGUUUAUAUCAAUACCCAUAUGUCUAACAGCAAAGAUCCACAGAUGUCACCUUGCAGUGUGAUUUGUCCAGUCCAUUUGAAACUUUAACCAAGAAAGCAGAACAAUGUACUGAAAAUAAAUCAGUUUGAUGCAGACUAUUAAGUUGGCCCUUUAUUAAAACACUGAGUCGAUCUUGUGUUUUUCCUUUGCUUAAAACGUACACUUUUUGUUCUCAAUAAACACUUAUGAAU
Aquila chrysaetos chrysaetos is the source of this 1010-nucleotide messenger RNA. Its product is annotated as beta-keratin-related protein-like. The record is from RefSeq and is a predicted model, not a curated record. The coding region runs from base 29 to 442 and encodes 137 amino acids. NCBI's taxonomy places the organism in Eukaryota, Metazoa, Chordata, Aves, Accipitriformes, Accipitridae. The transcript is spliced from 2 exons. Gene Ontology annotation, cellular component: intermediate filament. Gene Ontology annotation, molecular function: structural constituent of cytoskeleton.